AUGGCCAUUGCUGAUAUAGCUACGUGGGUAUAUUCCGAGUUCAGGGGCCUCCCAGUUUCGGCUCAGAUAUCCAUUGUGGUUCUAUUCCCCUUCGUUUACAACCUUCUUUGCCAAUUUUGGUAUUCUUUGCAAAAAGAUAGAGCACCUCUCGUUUUCCACUGGGUGCCAUGGUUGGGUUCGUCAGUCGUUUAUUCAAUGCAACCUUAUGAGUUUUUUGAAAGUUGUCGCCAGAAGUAUGGAGAUGUGUUUUCGUUUGUUAUGGUGGGCCGCGUGAUGACUGUAUACCUUGGUCCUAAAGGACACGAAUUUGUGUUUAAUUCCAAGGCUACUGAUGUGAGUGCUGAAGAUGCUUACACCCAUUUAACCACACCAGUGUUUGGUAAGGGUGUGAUCUAUGACUGUCCCAACUCCCGGUUGAUGGAACAGAAAAAGUUUGCCAAGUUUGCUUUGACUAAGGACUCGUUCAUCAAGUAUGUGCCUAAAAUUCAAGAUGAAGUGUUGUCGUAUUUCGUCGAACAUGAUUUCAAGAUGAAGGAAAAGGACAGUGGUGUUGUCAACGUGAUGAAAACUCAGCCAGAAAUUACCAUUUUCACCGCUUCUCGGUCGUUGAUGGGCGAUGAGAUGAGAAAACGGUUCGACACUUCGUUUGCUCAAUUGUACUCGGACCUCGACAAGGGUUUCCACCCUAUCCAUUUCGCGUUCCCUCACCUUCCAUUGCCCAUGUCUCGUAACAGAGACAGGGCUCAGCAAAAAAUCUCUGCUACUUACAAAGGCUUGAUUGACACUAGACGAUCAAGUGGUAACAUCGACCCUACUAGAGACCUUAUCGACUCGCUCAUGGCCACCAGUACAUAUAAGGAUGGUGUGAAGAUGACUGACCAGGAAAUUGCCAAUCUUUUGAUUGGAAUCUUGAUGGGUGGUCAGCAUACCAGUGCUGCUACUUCUGCUUGGUUUUUGUUGCAUUUGGGUGAAAGACCCGAUCUCCAAGAGGAAAUGUACAAAGAAAUCUGCGGUGUGUUCGAGAAAAAGAACAAGAGCUUUAAGGAUUUGUCUUACGAUGAUUUGCAAGAAAUGCCACUUGUGAACAAUGUAAUCAAGGAAACCCUUCGUAUGCAUAUGCCUUUGCACUCCAUUUUCCGGAAGGUUAAAAAGCCGUUAUUGGUUCCAGGAACCAAGUACACCGUUCCAAAGGGUCACUAUGUGAUGGUGUCCCCCGGUUAUGCCAUGGUAAAUGAUCGUUGGUUCCCCGAUGCCGCUUCCUUCAACCCACGUAGAUGGGAUGAACAACCACUUCCUACUGACGGCCAAGAUGAGACUGUGGACUAUGGAUUCGGAAAUAUCUCCAAGGGUGUUUCCUCUCCCUACUUGCCAUUCGGUGGAGGCAGACACCGUUGUAUUGGAGAACAAUUCGCUUACGUCCAGUUGGGUACGAUCUUAGCAUCCUACGUCUACAAUGUCACCUGGGAAUUAAAAGAUAAAUUGCCCGGUGUCGAUUACGCCUCGAUGGUGACGUUGCCCCUUGAGCCUGCGGACAUCGUGUGGAAAAAACGCCGUACUUGUGUUUUUUAG
Messenger RNA from Meyerozyma guilliermondii ATCC 6260, 1569 nucleotides. It is a transcript of the gene ERG11, whose product is annotated as sterol 14-demethylase. Gene Ontology annotation, molecular function: oxidoreductase activity, acting on paired donors, with incorporation or reduction of molecular oxygen; iron ion binding; heme binding. The record is from RefSeq and is a predicted model, not a curated record. Lineage: Eukaryota; Fungi; Ascomycota; Pichiomycetes; Serinales; Debaryomycetaceae. The coding region runs from base 1 to 1569 and encodes 522 amino acids. Gene Ontology annotation, biological process: ergosterol biosynthetic process. The transcript has a single exon.